CUGUGCAAAUCCAGUAAAUCAUGAUUAAGGUAACAAGGGGUGCAUUGCAAAGCUAGAGCCAGUCUCUUCAUUUUAAAGUGAAGUUUAGCGUUUUUACUCCUAUUGGUAUUAUUUUGUGCUUGUUUACCCCGAACUGCAUCCACCACCAUUGUUUGAUCAGUACAUUUUUAUAGUCUGCUUUCCUUUCAUUUCCAGUUGAGAUUUUAAGACGGCUUCUGGCCUUUUAAAAAGUUCAUUUUUUAAUCGAGAUAAUAAUUAUCCUUCCUGAACAUCUGUGCUACCAAAUUGGCAAUUACCACCGGCAAUUGAGCCCUGAGAAGACUGCCAAAAAAAAAAGCCUCUCCCACGCAGAUUGGCUGCGCGACCAUCUGGCCGAGGAAGGCGGAGUCAAACCGAGCGUAACUCUGCCGGACCGGGAAUGGAGAAGCCGCUGCGCCCAGGGGUCGGAGUUGGAGUGGUGAUCACCAGCCACAGGCACCCUGGUUGCAUCCUAGUAGGCAAGCGGAGAAGUGUCGUCGGGAGCGGUUUCUUCCAGCUUCCCGGAGGACACUUAGAGUUUGGUGAAAGUUUGGUAGAAUGUGCAGAGAGAGAAACUUUAGAAGAAACUGCUUUGCAUCUAACAAAUGUGCAGUUUGCUUCAGUUGUAAAUGCUGCCAGUUUAAAGGACAAUUACCAUUAUGUCACCAUCCUAAUGAAAGGAGGCGUUGAUAUGAAUCGUGAAUCUGAACCAAAGAAUCUGGAACCUGAUAAAAAUGAAAAUUGGAAAUGGGUAAAAUGGGAUGAGUUUCCACCAGCGGAUAAACUCUUCUGGCCUCUACGCUGCUUAAGAGAACAAAAUUAUAAUCCUUUCAAAGAAGAAUUAAAUCACCUGAUUGGGUACACUGGAAAUCUAUAAAAGUUAUAUUUUGACACACAACUUCACAUAUUUUUUCUUUACAACGUAUUUUAAUACAGUGAUGUAUCCUAGUAUACAGGGCUUAAUGCAUGCUUGUGAUACUUAUGGUUUUGUUAUUGGUCAAAGCAGCUGCAAUAAUGCAUCCUAUAUUUUAUGUUACUUUGCUCUGUAAAAAAAGAUAAAAAUGUUUAUAGUUGCUCCCAUAAUUGAUAUGAUCCAAUUAAUCACAAAUGGUGAUAAACUCUCCCCAUUCUAAUCCAUUUGCUCUCUGACUUAGGAGAACCACCAAUGGAAAGAAGAAAAAUUACUACCAGUAGUGUGCAAGCUUUUUUUAUCAAGAAAACCUGUGAAACUUUUCCAAUGGGAAAAAACUUUAACAUGUUUUUAUGCAACUAUAUAACCCACAUUGUUUUUAGUUUUUCACUAGUUAUUUUUGCAUGAUACGCUGAACCAAAAUUUGUUCAGCCACAUUAGUUCAAUGUAUUGUAUAAACUUUGCCUCUAUGGUUAACUGAGUAAACCAGGAACUAUGAAAAUCCAUUUCAAGUCCUUUAAUUUUUUAGAAAAAUUCUUUUUAAACAAAAAGCCUUCAAUUUGAAAGAAAAAAGAGAAGUUAGCAUAGGCCAGAUCCAAGAGGAAAGUGUUGGGUGACUGCUGUGCUGUUUUAAAAUUGACAGUAUUUUAGCAAGGAAUCCCAGCAGAUAAGAUAAAACAGCAGAGUGAAAAAAACCAUCCUGACUAUCUGGAACAGUCAGGAAUAUGUGCCCAAAUAUAACAAGUGAAAUCUUAAUUCAAACAGGCAGGCUGAGUUCAGAGAGUAUAUCAAUGUAAUUUUGGCUUAAUAUAGGGAACCAACCAAUUCUGAUUUAAUCGGUAAAUGAGAUUUUAAGAAAAACAUUUCCAAGAUGUUUAAAUCCAUUCAUAUUACUUAGGUUUUCUUAAAAUUUACCUCUUCCUCUAGUUCAUUGGGAAGGCCAAGUCCCCACUGCUCCUACUGAAAAGCCAGCCCUUUCUUCAUCAUAUUCUUUCUCUCCAUGGCUGUCCUUAGCUUCUAUCACUGAUGUUUUCCUUUGCCUUCCCUGGCUUCUGAUGAUCUGACACCAUUUCUCUCUCCCUUUGACCCCCACUUGCCUUCCCCUUCACCAUCAUCUUGAAUUCAUUGUCUCUGUCCUCCAAGUUUGAGAACCAAAGUUACCUUCUGUACACGCACUGAUUGCCAAACUUAGGGCAUGUUUAAUGGGCCUAGAUUACUGUUAAAAAUUCAGGUUGUCUGCACUUUAACAGUCAUCAUUGGGACCAGCAAAUCCAUGAUUCAGAAAGUCAUUACAUGACCUUAUGGCCUCACCUUCACAUUUAUUAAACAAGAUAUGGUGUAACCACAAUACAUUCAGUAUUUUAGUGAAAACGUACUAUUUUAUAUGUAAAAGCUUUUAUUCACUACUUAUACAACCUGAUUGUUAAUGAAUCCUAUUAGCAAAAUUCAUACAAAACUAU
Messenger RNA from Thamnophis sirtalis, 2388 nucleotides. RefSeq names its product nucleotide triphosphate diphosphatase NUDT15. Gene Ontology annotation, biological process: dGTP catabolic process. Lineage: Eukaryota; Metazoa; Chordata; Lepidosauria; Squamata; Natricidae. Gene Ontology annotation, cellular component: cytosol. The record is from RefSeq and is a predicted model, not a curated record. Gene Ontology annotation, molecular function: 8-oxo-7,8-dihydrodeoxyguanosine triphosphate pyrophosphatase activity.